Schizosaccharomyces japonicus yFS275 is the source of this 1371-nucleotide messenger RNA. RefSeq names its product sulfide-quinone oxidoreductase. Gene Ontology annotation, biological process: cellular response to cadmium ion; cellular detoxification of cadmium ion. The transcript has a single exon. Gene Ontology annotation, cellular component: mitochondrion. Gene Ontology annotation, molecular function: FAD binding; oxidoreductase activity; sulfide:quinone oxidoreductase activity. The record is from RefSeq and is a predicted model, not a curated record. Lineage: Eukaryota; Fungi; Ascomycota; Schizosaccharomycetes; Schizosaccharomycetales; Schizosaccharomycetaceae. The coding region runs from base 1 to 1371 and encodes 456 amino acids.
AUGGCUACGAAAUGCUUUUCCGGGAAACUAUUAAAACAGGAUCUUACUUGUGUUGUUCAAAAACGUUGGGCUCACAAUCAUCAUAAAUUUGUCAUUGUUGGUGGUGGAUCGGCUGGAAUUACAAUUGCACAUCAAAUCUGGAAUAAGUUUGAUGCUAAUCGCAAUUCGGCUUUACAAGAUGAAGAACGCUUGAAGCCAGGAGACAUUGCUAUUGUUGAUGCAGCAAAGUAUCAUUACUACCAGCCGGGCUGGACCCUGGCUGGCGCUGGUUUGUCUUCAGUUGCCGCAACAAGGCGGGAGUUAGCUAGUCUUGUUCCAGCUAAAUUCGCUUUACAUCCCGAGUACGUCUCAAAAUUGCAACCAGGGCAGAAUGCUGUUAUCACGAAGAGUGAAAACGUGAUUAGCUACGAUUACCUUGUGAUUGCCGCGGGUAUACACUCAGCGUUUGAGAACAUUAAGGGACUUACUAAUUCUCUUGAUGAUUCUAACGUUCCUGUUUAUACAAUCUAUUCGGAGAAAUAUGCUGAUUCGGUAUUUCCCGCUAUAAAAAAACUGAAAACUGGUAAAGCAAUAUUUACCCAACCUUCCGGUGUCCUAAAAUGUGCUGGUGCUCCCCAAAAAAUUAUGUGGAUGGCUGAAGAUUAUUGGAGCCAUCACGGUGUAAGAAAUAAAAUUAAUCUUGUAUUUAAAACAGGAAUGCCAACUUUAUUUUCUGUGAAGAAGUAUUCCGAUGCAUUGGAGCGGCAGAAUGAAACCGAAAACAGAAACGUUGACUUGCAAUACAAACAGGAGCUCAUUGAAGUCCGUGGUCGUGAGAGGAUAGCAGUUUUCAAAAACAAGGACACGAAUGAUACUUAUGAGGAAAAGUUCGACUUCCUUCAUGCUGUUCCUCCUAUGACGCCUCAUAAAUUCAUUGCCGAGAGUGAGCUGGCAGAUGCUUCUGGUUUUGUCGCUGUGGAUUCUGCUACCUGUCAGUCGACAAAGUUUCCUAAUGUUUUUUCCCUGGGCGAUGCCUCUGGGUUACCAACUAGUAAAACAUUGCAGCCAUUACUUCCCAAGCACCUGUACUCACUCAUAACUUAUGGAAUUAUGCUCACGGUCGAGAACUCAAUGCUCAGUAUUACCGGAUACUCCUCAUGCCCUCUCCUAACUCGAUACGGAAAAUUAAUAUUAGCUGAGUUUUUGUAUGGUGGCAAGCCAGCUGAAACUUUUGGCAAGUGGACGUCUUUAUUAGACCAAGGAACACCUCGACGGUUGUUUUACUAUUUAAAGAAGGACUUUUUCCCUUACGUCUACUGGCAUACUGCCAUGAAAAAUGGACGCUGGUAUGGUUCUCAUGGAUUCAUUCCACCUCGCUUUCCAAACGAUUAA